CUCCGGGUUUCAAGGGCGGAACUUCUCCUUACGGGGUUCAUCGCCACACUCCAUUCCUUGUGCGUUCUCUGGCCUGCCCGUUGCUUUCGUUCACCGGGCAGGCAGUUUACGUUAUGGUUUGUCCCUCCCAUCUAUCGUCGGGACUAGCGAUGCCGCAGCUCUGUCCUGCACCUACUCGUCGUUUUAUUCUUCGACACGGGCAGCCGUCGGCGUGAAAUGCCCUUCCCGCAUGACUGAUAUUUCGAAGCAGUUAUGGAGAACCCGACUUUCACGGAUGAUGAUGGUGUUCGGCCGCGCAAACACGAUGCGAUCGGAACGCAAGUCGUGGAGGGGAGCCUGUCUACAGCGAUCCAGAGAGCCCUUGGCACACAUGCAGAUGCGGCUGGGGACAGCAGCGAGAAAUUGGCGGGAUCUGAAAGCCAAGAAGACGGCUCCGGUUCACUCCCGCCGGAGAAAGAUGAGGUCCACCUUAAACGACGAGUGGGCCUCCUCAGUGGCGUGGCACUCAUUGUUGGCACCAUGAUAGGUACGUUCUGUCGUCGUCUUCGAGCGAAUCCUUUCAAGUGGUUACAAGGUUGA
Darwinula stevensoni is the source of this 579-nucleotide messenger RNA. The record is from the annotation of a GenBank genome assembly. Lineage: Eukaryota; Metazoa; Arthropoda; Ostracoda; Podocopida; Darwinulidae.